AUGUACGCCACCCAGAUCUUCCUCGGCCUCAUCGCCACCGUCUCGGCAAUCGACGUCUACGGUUACCGCAGCAACGAAAAGUGCAGCGGCAACGACUACAUCGUCUGCCGAAAUGUCAACCCAGACGACUGCUAUGUCCGCGCCUCGGGCGACGUCUUCAGAAGCAUCGGCUUCCGCGCCAUUCCGACCAAUUGGAACAUUAUCGGCCGUGCCCACAGCGGAGGUGACUGCAAGAACCUAAAGUACGUCACCCAGUCCAACGGCGCGGAGAAUAUCUGCUGCGGCGGGAGCAACUACUCUGGCGGCAACUAUGGCUUUGUCUCCAAGAAGCGCUCUGAAGGUACCUGCGCCGCUGCUGGGGGCUGCGCUUCUGUUACGAGGGGCGACUUGGUGGUCUUUGAGAAUGGGCCCAAGUUCAACAUGACUGGCCUUGAUGAUGCUCUUUACACUGAACUGUAAGCUGUUACGACCCCUUUGUACUUCAUAUAUCAGACCCCUGAUAAGUAUACCCUUCCCCUCUUUACUUUGCU
Molecule: messenger RNA, 530 nt
Organism: Colletotrichum godetiae
Lineage: Eukaryota; Fungi; Ascomycota; Sordariomycetes; Glomerellales; Glomerellaceae
Exons: 2
Coding region: 1-459 (152 amino acids)
Source: RefSeq, a predicted model, not a curated record